AUGAAGCUCGCCGCCCCUUCCGCCUCCCGACGCCGCAGCCUGAGCGGCGGCCUCGUCGUCCUCCUCGCCUCGGCCACCGCCGUCAACGCCCACUCGUGGAUCGAGUCGGCCUUUGUCAUCGGCGAAAACGGCUCCUUCAUCGGCGCCGAGGGCUUCCCCCGCGGGUACAUGCCGCGCACGCAGCCCGGCUGGAGCGACAAGCAGGCGCAGAACCUGCUGCCCGCCGCCGGCACCGCCGCCUACACGGGCGACGAGCUGCUCAACAAGUACCCCUUCGCCGCGGAUCCGCCUCACCCGCUCCUCCAGGCGCGCCCCGGCGACCGCGUGGCCGUCCUGCACCUCGAGAACGGGCACGUCACCCUGCCCCAGAACCAGCCCGGCAAGCCCCUCAACCGCGGCACCGUCUACCUGUACGGCACGGCGCAGCCCAAGCCACAGGAGCGCCUCUUUGACGUCCACCUGCGCUGGAACGCCGACGGCUCCGGCGGCGACGCCCGCGGCCGCCUGCUCGCCACGCGCAACUACGAUGACGGCCAGUGCUUCCAGGACAACCACCAGCCCCUGGCCCAGGAGCGCGUCUCCAAGUUCUCCGGCGACGGCGCCUCCGCCGACAAGGAGCUCAAGUGCCAGUCCGUCGUCACCAUCCCCAACGACGCCAAGCCCGGAUCCGUCUACACCGUCUACUGGUACUGGGACUGGCCCACGCUCAACGACCAGAAGAUUGACCUCGCGGCCACCAAGAACGGCCUGUUCCCCUGGGCGGGCUCCUUCAUGCGCGGCGACAAGGUGCCCGACGGCUGGACCAUGGACGCCAUCCGCGUAAACGAGAGCUACUCGAGCGUCCUCGACAUCAAGAUCACGGACAAGCUGCCCGGCGUCGUGGCCAAGGAGCAGCAGGCGACCGGCGCGCAGAACAAGAACAUUUACAACAUGGCUGUCAAGGGCCAGAUGGACAAUAGCUUUGACGUCAAGGUUGGUGGCGCCGGCGCCGGCGGUCAGGACGGCGCGGGUACCGCGUCUGCCCCGGCCGGCCUGCCCCAGCCCUCCUCCACCACCGUCACCGCCUCCUUGUCCGCCCCGACCGCUCCCACGCCCAGAGACUCGCAGCCCGUCGUCACGAGCCCCGACUCAGACUGCGUCAUGUCCACGUCCACCAAGUUCGUCACCAUGACCCGGACCAUCGGCCGAGGCACCGCCGCGCCGCCCCCUCCUCAGGCGCCCACCUCCGGCGCCGCCCCAAUCUCGCCAGACGCAAACGCCGGCUCGACCGCCACCGUCACUGAGACCGUCACCGUCCCGGCCACGACAUUCAUGUCCACCGUGUACGUUACCGCCAGCGCCCGCGGCUCUCCCAUUGCGUCGUGCCCCUCGCAGCAGCCGGGCGCGGCGCACCCCCUCCCUGGCCAGUCUGGCACGCAGACCUCGACCGUCAUGGUCACCAUGACGCAGCACAUCCCCGCCAAAGGAGCGGCGCCAACCACGCGUCCAGCUACUACCGCCGGCGCGCAAGGCACGCAGUAUCAGAGGCGCGGCGCAGGACCGUUCAGGCCGCGUAACUCGGAAUGA
Purpureocillium takamizusanense is the source of this 1566-nucleotide messenger RNA. RefSeq lists its product as uncharacterized. The transcript is spliced from 2 exons. Bases 1 to 1566 code for a protein of 521 amino acids. Lineage: Eukaryota; Fungi; Ascomycota; Sordariomycetes; Hypocreales; Ophiocordycipitaceae. The record is from RefSeq and is a predicted model, not a curated record.